Messenger RNA from Archocentrus centrarchus (flier cichlid), 852 nucleotides. It is a transcript of the gene crygmx, whose product is annotated as crystallin, gamma MX. The transcript has 3 exons. Gene Ontology annotation, molecular function: structural constituent of eye lens. Bases 21 to 548 code for a protein of 175 amino acids. NCBI's taxonomy places the organism in Eukaryota, Metazoa, Chordata, Actinopteri, Cichliformes, Cichlidae. The record is from RefSeq and is a predicted model, not a curated record. Gene Ontology annotation, biological process: lens development in camera-type eye; visual perception.
CUGAACUUAACACAGUUACAAUGGGCAAGAUUAUCUUCUAUGAAGACAGGAACUUCCUGGGUCGUCACUAUGAGUGCAGUAGUGACUGCCCUGAGAUGCAAAACCACUUCAGCCGCUGUAACUCGAUAAGAGUUGAAAGCGGUUGUUGGGUGGCCUAUGAGAAGCCAAAUUAUGCUGGAUACCAGUACAUGCUGCAUAAGGGAGAGUACCCCGACUACCAGCGCUGGGCAGGCUUCAAUGACUGUAUCCGCUCCUGUCGUAUGGUGCCACCUUAUAAUGGGAACUACAGGAUGAAGAUCUUCGAGCGAUCUGACUUUGGGGGCCAAAACAUGGAGCUGAUGGAAGACUGCCCAGAUCUGAAUGAGCGUUUCCACACCCGUGAUAUCUCCUCAGUCAAUGUCAUGGAGGGCUACUGGAUGCUGCAUGAACACCCCAAUUACAGGGGACGCCAGUACUUCUUGCGUCCUGGAGAAUACAGGAGGCACAGUGAGUGGGGAAGCACCAGUCCCACCAUUGGUUCUCUGAGACGUGUCACUGAGCUCAACUGAUUCCCAUUACUAUUAUUUUUUACCCUUAUUUAAAUCCCACUGUUAAAAAUCCCACCCUCUUGUUCCCUUAAUGGCAGCACUGUUUCAGUGUGGCUCAACACUGUGGUGUCCAAACCUGAAAUCAUGCAUUUUAAUGAUGGGGGUUUUGAUGCGUCAGAUGUUGGGGUUCUCAUUUUGUUGUGUUGCUUUGCAUUGUUGGGUAAAGUUCCUCCCCAAAUUGGUGCUCAAGCAAUGCUUUGGUUGUUCCACAGCAAAGUGGUUUGCCUCGCCGGUCCCUAACCUCCUGUCCUGCUGGAAUCACAAU